Molecule: messenger RNA, 903 nt
Organism: Empidonax traillii (willow flycatcher)
Lineage: Eukaryota; Metazoa; Chordata; Aves; Passeriformes; Tyrannidae
Gene: IER3IP1
Product: immediate early response 3 interacting protein 1
Exons: 3
Coding region: 1-207 (68 amino acids)
Biological process (GO): endoplasmic reticulum to Golgi vesicle-mediated transport
Cellular component (GO): endoplasmic reticulum membrane; COPII-coated ER to Golgi transport vesicle; Golgi membrane
Source: RefSeq, a predicted model, not a curated record
AUGCCCCACUCGCCCCCCAAAUGUGUUAGCCUGUUUUUAUGUGACACAGUUGGCUGGGGAACCGACCAAGGGAUUGGAGGAUUUGGAGAGGAACCAGGAAUUAAAGCACAGCUCAUGAACCUUAUUCGAUCAGUACGAACUGUUAUGAGAGUGCCAUUAAUAGCACUGAACUCCAUUACAAUCGUCCUCCUCCUUUUGUUUGGCUGAAGACACCUGGUGAAAAUCCUCUGGACAUCCAAAGAAGCCAGUUGCUGACCAUCACUGCUCUGAGUUUUCUGGCAUCCAGCACAGUUUAGCUCCCAAUUCGACCUCCAACUUAAAAUAAUAAAGACACUAUUUCUAUUCAUCCUAUUUCCCAAUGUUCCCUUUCAGUUUCACUAACCAAGAUCACGGGGAUCAAUUCAACAAUGCUGCAAAUAUGUUGGACUGUGACAAGUUCUGUUGCUGCCUGUUCAUAGUGUUGAUGUCAUAAAAUACUGCAGUGACUGUUAAUAUAGGAUGCAGUUUGUAAGUGUCUCGUUACUCAGGGAUGAAUUUCCUUCAGUACGCUUUCCAAUUUGUUUUUAAAUUGAGGAAAACAACAGUGUUUUGGUGUGGCUUUUUUUUUUCUUUUUUUUUUUUUUUCUUUUUUUUUAAUUUCAAUUACUACCACAGCACUAUUUCAUGGAAUGUGAACUAGGCUCUGAAAACACGUUAUCGAGAAUUCAAGUUCAUGUUAUAGGGGAUUGAAGUCCAGCUGUGAUAUGGAGAUAAAACCAGCUGGGUUAAAGUUCUCAUUCUGGCUCACAUUGAAAGUUGAAUUUUCCUGGUUUGAUUGAGAACAGGAUUUUUCUCUUCAGAUCUCUUCAGUAGUUCAUGCUGAUGGUGAAGUCAUUUGAAAAUAAAUGCAAUUGCUGUGCAAAA